This is a messenger RNA of Malaya genurostris, 1728 nucleotides long. RefSeq lists its product as uncharacterized. The transcript is spliced from 2 exons. NCBI's taxonomy places the organism in Eukaryota, Metazoa, Arthropoda, Insecta, Diptera, Culicidae. The record is from RefSeq and is a predicted model, not a curated record. Bases 264 to 1697 code for a protein of 477 amino acids.
GUGUUUAACACAUGCAGUUCGAUUCAAUAGCAAAACACAUCACAUCCAAAGGAAAAACACAUCAAAGCUAAGUGAAAAAUGAUCUAAUCUCGCAUCUUAGUGAAUUUGCACAUAGAAUCUUGAAACAAAUCGCUUUGGUUAUAUAUUGAACCGAAAAGUAUAUUAAAUUGAAGUGGUGUUUACAUAUGAAUCGAUCGUGCAAAUUUUUAUCAGUGUACCAGACAUGAAUAUUGUUGUUGUUUUGGUUGUUUAAGUUUUGAAAAAUGGAUGUUUUUACAAGUUUAAUUGAAAAUAAAACAUCUGCACAAAAGACGUUGAAAGUUCGUAAAAUAUACAUCAACGAAGAUCCAAAUGUGGAGAAAAGUGAAACAUGUCCGAAGUGCUUAUCUCAGAAUCGACAGAGUAGCGUCCGCUAUAUGUUUAUCAAUAUGAAAGAGGCGAUUUUCAAAUGUGAAGCGGUCAACUGUAUGUUCCCGUUUCGAAAUUUCAAGUAUAAGAAUUACAUUGAACAAUCGGUUUAUUACUACCAAUCGGAUGCGGACGAAAAAUUGCCGGAUCUUACUAGUUUCGAUUCACCAGUGAAUUCUACGAGUGACAAAUCCGCGCAACUAUGUAAAGCUUUUGACAUGCAUUUUAUAUCACCAGAUCGAAACCAUUCCUCUACCAGCUCACCUGCGAAAAAUUUGGAUUCAAGCGAUUUAAACAUCUUCGACAGUCCGUCGUUAAGCUACAGUAAACUUGCUGAAGGAUUCGAUACUGGAUUUAUAGAUGACAUACUAAGCGAUCUGGGUGAAUCGUCCGCAUCAGAAAAGACUCCCAUAUUAGUCAAUCCAUUACGACCAUCUGCAGAAGAACAAGUAACAUCCAAAUCAAAUCGCCAACUUAAGCGGUGUUUACAGAUGUUCCAGGAAAACAGAAUUAGUGAUUGUAAGACUGAUGGAAUUUUUAAAAUACCCGCACUCCCAAAUCCAGAUGGGCCUGUUUCACCGUUGAAGUUAAAAUUCAAGAAAUCAUCACCUCAUAAACGAAACAGUUUUGUUCGUCGUUCCAAUCUUUCCAAAUUAACGAGUGAAAAAAUUCUUAAGAAAAACCACAUGAAGCCUCUGCAAUUCCUAGAGUCACUAAAUAACAUACGGCAACCGGAGGAUACCCGAAAGAUAUCUAAAGAAUCUUCACUCAUGCCAGGCAUUCAAAGUUUGGGUAAUCAGAAAGUAGCUCGUAUGCUCGAUUUUAUAGAAAGAAGCAUGAAAAACCGAACACCAACGUCAGAAACAAUCACCACCCAACACAAUUAUAUAACACCAAAAUUAGCAGUUACUGUUCAGAAUCCACCUGUCCGAAAGCGCAAAGACUCAAAAAAACUUUCGCUUUCUGAAACGGUUCUUCAGGAUACACGAUUUGUGUAUGGUUCCAACGACGAAUCAUUCAAAUCAUCCACAUCUAACGAAGCAUCAAAAGAUGAAAAGCCUCAACAAAACGCACAGUUGGAAAGCGAAGAGCCGUCGUUACCCUCAUUCGAAGAGCUUGUUCAUUUUGUUCAUCCAGAUAAGCUACCAUUUGCAAAAAUCGAUAGCUAUGCUUCGGCAGUAACUGGGGUUCGAUCGGUGUGUUGUUCUCCGACGCGCAUUGAACAGUGGGAGACGACGCCACCCCGACGGAUACACAGUAUGGAGUCGCUCAGUAACUUACUGGAAUAAAAUGCGCAAAUUAUGCGUGCAAAAUAUUAAA